UCGCCACAGACAAAAAAAAAAGCUUCUUCAGUUUUUUCCGACCAAAACCAACACCCACAGAUCAAAUUCAAACUAAGUUUAGAAACUUCUGCAACUUUUUUUUCUAAUUCAAUCCAGUUUAUCCUUAUGCUUUAGCUGGAGAGGUUUUUAAAUCCUUGCUUUCCGUUUGGGGAGAGGAACUCCAAUGGGACUCUGCACCUCCAAACCCUCCCCAAACCCCACUCUCUCCCCCAAAUCAGACCCCAGGACCACCCCUAUUCCCCCCCAGUAUAACGAUGUUCAUCACAGCCCUACCUCUGUUCCGCCUAAGGGUAAUGCUAAACCGUCGGCUACCUCGGAGAAUCAGAAUGAUGUGAAUGAUCGAGACAAAGAGGAGGAUAAGAGCUGCAUCCCCAACAAUGAAGGCAGGAAAUCGCCGUUUUUUCCGUUUUACAGUCCGAGUCCAGCUCACUACUUGUUCUCCAAGAAGUCUCCCGCGAGAUCUUCGGCGAAUUCGACUCCGAAGAGGUUCUUUAGAAGGCCGUUCCCUCCACCGUCGCCGGCGAAGCACAUAAGGGCUGUGCUGGCACGUCGGCAUGGGUCGGUGAAGCCUAACGAAGCGGCAAUACCGGAGGGGAGUGGAGCGGAGGGUGCUCCGGCCACGGGACUUGACAAGAGCUUUGGAUUCUCGAAGCAUUUUGGGAGCAAGUACGAGCUUGGGGAGGAAGUUGGGAGAGGCCAUUUUGGUUAUACAUGCGCAGCGAAGUUCAAGAAAGGAGAGCUCAAAGGACAACAAGUUGCUGUUAAAGUCAUACCCAAAGCGAAGAUGACAACAGCAAUUGCCAUUGAGGAUGUAAGAAGAGAGGUAAAAAUAUUGAGAGCUUUGACUGGGCAUAACAAUCUAGUAAAAUUCUAUGAUGCGUAUGAGGAUCAUGAUAACGUCUACAUUGUAAUGGAGUAAGCUCUAAUGGUUAUUCUUUCUUUGCAUU
Messenger RNA from Rubroshorea leprosula, 968 nucleotides. Lineage: Eukaryota; Viridiplantae; Streptophyta; Magnoliopsida; Malvales; Dipterocarpaceae. The record is from the annotation of a GenBank genome assembly.